This is a messenger RNA of Plasmodium yoelii, 885 nucleotides long. Its product is annotated as PIR protein. The transcript has 3 exons. The record is from RefSeq and is a predicted model, not a curated record. Bases 1 to 885 code for a protein of 294 amino acids. NCBI's taxonomy places the organism in Eukaryota, Apicomplexa, Aconoidasida, Haemosporida, Plasmodiidae.
AUGGAUGAUACUCUAUGUGGAAAAUUAGAUCUUUUGAGGGAGUAUUUACCUGAUGACUUGGACAAAACUACACGACUUGAUUUUUAUGGAUAUGAUAGUUUCGUAAAUUACUGCCCUGGUAAAAACUGCAAUACUGAAAUCGAUAAAAUUACGGUUGGAUUUUUAUGGUUACUUGGAGAAUAUUUUACUAAAUAUCCACCUAAAAGUGGUGUUAUAGACUAUAAUAAACCAUUUUUUCUAUAUAUUAUUUUAUGGUUAAGUUACAAAUUAAAUCAGAACACAGAGAAAACAUUCACCACAAUAGACGAUUUUUUUACUGAAUAUGUAAACAAAAGUGGUAAAUAUGAAAAAUUUACAAAUGAUGCCUUUAAAUUUGGAAAUCUUGAUGAAUUCAUAAAGAAACAUAAAAAUUUGUUGAAUACUGAUAUUAAAGAUCUUUCUAAAUUUUAUGAUGCAUCCAAAUUAAUAUGUAAUAUGUAUGGUAAUGUUGCACAGAAUCAGACCGUCAACAUACUGUCAAAUAAUGUGAAUGAUUUUGCUAACCAAUAUACAGAGCUAAACAAUAAAUAUAAUGAUAAAGAUACCCCGCAUAGUAAAAUAUUGUCUGCUUUAUCAACUGAUUAUAAUAAUAUAAAAGAGAAACGUAAAAAUUAUCAAACGCUUCCAGAGAUAACAGAAUUUUCUGCACUAGCAUCUAAAUCUGGAGUUACAUCAUCAAGUUCGUCGAUAGGAAAUAAAUUAUUUACAGUUUUAUCGAUAUUUGGUGCAAUAGCAUUUUUUUUAGGAAUUUCUUAUAAGUAUUCGUUAUUUGGAUUUCGGAAACGAUUUCAAAAACAAAAAUUAAGAGGAAAACUAAAAAAUAUAAAGAAGAGAAUGAAACAUUAA